Molecule: messenger RNA, 2747 nt
Organism: Leptopilina heterotoma
Lineage: Eukaryota; Metazoa; Arthropoda; Insecta; Hymenoptera; Figitidae
Product: neprilysin-2-like
Exons: 10
Coding region: 520-2724 (734 amino acids)
Biological process (GO): protein processing
Cellular component (GO): plasma membrane
Molecular function (GO): metalloendopeptidase activity
Source: RefSeq, a predicted model, not a curated record
ACAACAAACUUUCUAAUUUGAAGAAACGUAAUAAAUACCAGUGAUAUCAUACAAUAGUUACAAUAAGAUUGAAAAAUAAGAAUUUAUUUGAACUCUACUAAUUAUACCCUUUUACAAUAAACGCUUAUAACGAUAUUUUAAUCUGAAUUUUAAAUUUAUUCUUCGAAAUUCCAUAAAUCAUAACGUAUUUGUUAAUGGCCUAGUAAUAUUUGAUUAUAAUAUCACUUUUAUCAUUAUAACUCGAUCUUAUUUUUAUUUAUAUUAGUAAACACUCAAAAUUCUAGUUAAGUGGAUGACAAAUUAAUGACGUUCCCAAAAGUAUAUUAAGAUAAUUUGUACAAUGGUUUGCAUAGAUCUCGUCUCUAUAUAAUAUUAAAAACACGUAGAAUACAUAACAUUUCGAGUUUAGACUCAGACAAGUGAACAUAUUGUAACUAAAAUAUAUUAUUUUGCAAAUCUAUCAAAGGUUAAAUUUAUAAUUGUAUGUGGUUAAAAAAGUGUAUUUUUUAAAUUUGCAAAAUGCUCAAUAGCGAAGAGGGAAAUUCUGACAGGUGUCGAAGACGAUUAGGAUUAAAACAUGGAUUAACAGUUUUAUGCCUUGUAGUCUUUGUUAAUUUAUCAGAGGCACAAAAUUAUAAUUCACAAUUUAAUUUCAAUUUAAAUUUAUCUCCGUAUCCAUUAUCAAAGACUAUCAAUGGAAGCAUUCCAGAAAUGAAUGGUGUUAAAAAAAUAUCAGAUGAUACAACUAAGUAUUGCAUUAAACCUGAAUGCAUUCACACAGCAUCAAGAGUAAUGAAUUAUAUGGAUGAAAGUUUAGACCCUUGUGACAAUUUUUAUAAAUUCGCCUGUGGUCAAUACAUGAGAAAACAAGUACUUUCUGAUGACAACAUUUUUAUAAAGGACAAUUUUAAUUCUAUCGAUAAGGAAAUUAAACAAAUGAUGAAAAAUAUUCUAGAACAAGAUUUAAAACCUACUGAUGCAAAAUAUGUGAAAUUAAUUAAAACUUUUUAUCGCAACUGUAUGAAUUCAACAUUUGACGAGAAAGAAUCAAAUUCAAAAGUGACCGUUGAUCUUAUAACAAAAAUUAAUGGAUGGAGCUAUUUAAAAAAAAGUCAUAUGAAAAAUGAGAGUUUCCAUUGGGAAAAAUAUCAGUUAAAAAUAAUAAAAGAGUCUAGUCUCUUAAGCGCAGCUUUUUUUAAGGUGAACCUUCUAUUGGAUACGAAAAAUAAUUCAAAUAUUGUUCUUAGGCUUGAACAACCUUCGGAUCUUACUGCGUCUACCAGUGAUUUUAGUGCACUAAAAUACUUUUUUCCUGAACUUAUAAAACGCAAAGUACCAUUUGAAGAUAUAACCAAACAAAUUAAUGAAAUAAACAGUAUGCUCAUUAAUAUGUCUAUUCCCGAAAACGACAGACAAUCGCAUAUUUACGAUAGAAUCACUGUUAAAGAACUUGAAGGAAACUAUUCGAAUAUUUUAUGGAGGGAAAUUUUUAAUGGAAUAUUACAACCAUCGACGGAAGUUAGAGAUGACGAUAUUGUACUGGUUUCAGAUAGCAGUUUCUUUAAAAAAUUUAACGAACAUAUUAAUAACAUUUCAAAAAGAGAUCAGGCAAUUUAUGUAAUAUGGACAUUCGUUAAGGAUAUUCUCAAUGGAGAUUCUGAUGUAAAUCUCUCUGAAAUCAAUGAAAAGUGGGGGACAUGUUUUAUAUUCACGAGACAAGCAUUCUUGUCUAAUUUAGGUACACUUUAUAUCAAAAACUACGUUAAUGAAGAAUCUUAUAACAAACAUGUUGAGGAAUUGAUGAAUAAUAUAUUCCAUCAAUUCUAUAUCAUCAUUAAAAAUGUGGAUUGGUUGGACCAGAAGACAAAGGACUAUGCUCUAGAGAAACUUUCCUUACUCCAUGCUGAACGACAAAGGAAUUUCCAAAUUUCUGAUGACAAUGAAAUUGAUGAAUUUUACAAAGACUUGGAAAUUACUGCAGGCGAUUUUUACCAAUCUAUGUUGAAUAUUUCGAAAUUUAAUCAUAAAUUACUAACUAGUUCGUUUAGGGUACCUGUAAAUAGGUCCAGCAUGUUGUUUCGGCAUGAUGCAACACAUGUAAAUGCAUUCAAUGUUAUCAACAAGAAUAGUUUUAGUAUACCACCAGGAAUUUUUCAAGGAAUAUUCUUCAAUGAAAGCAGACCAAUGUAUAUGAAUUAUGGUGCAAUUGGAAGUAUUGUUGGUCAUGAAUUUACACAUGGUUUUGACUCUCAGGGUAAACAUUAUGAUAAAAAUGGAAAUUUAAACGAUUGGUGGGAGCCUACGUCUCAAAAACAAUUUGCAACAAAAGCACAAUGUUUUAUUUCUCAAUAUGGAAACUAUACAGUUGAAGAUGUUAAUUUGAAUAUAAACGGCAUUCAAACACAAGCUGAAAAUAUUGCCGAUAAUGUAGGAUUAAAAAUAGCAUAUUUAGCUUAUCAAAAAUGGGUGAAGGAUCAUAGCUCAGAGCAAAUGUUACCUGGUUUGAAUUAUACGCAGUCUCAACUUUUUUGGAUUAGUUUUGCACAAGGCUACUGCGAGAAGGUAACUCCAAAAGUUCGAAAAUUAUUCCUCAAUCAAGAUGUUCACAGUCUAAAGGAAUUUCGAGUAAUAGGUUCCCUAGCGAACCGUCCAGAAUUUGCAAAAGAUUUUCAAUGUCCUCUGGGUUCAAAAAUGAAUCCUAAAACAAAGUGUUCUGUUUAUUAAAUUUUUAUAUGCUUUUUCUUAAA